AUGGCUGGUAUUGUUUCAGAUAAGGUGUAUUAUUAUGGGAAUUUUAAUGCAGAAGUUUUUGAAAAAAUUUUUGAAAACCUUUGUGAAAAUCUUUACAAUAAUUAUGGACCAUGUGUUAUCUAUAUAGACAGGGCAAAAUACUACAAACGUCGCUCUGAAGCAGCACCAACUUCUAAUUGGAAUAAAUCUGCAAUAAAAGA
Messenger RNA from Scutellospora calospora, 200 nucleotides. The record is from the annotation of a GenBank genome assembly. NCBI's taxonomy places the organism in Eukaryota, Fungi, Glomeromycota, Glomeromycetes, Diversisporales, Gigasporaceae.